Messenger RNA from Angiostrongylus costaricensis, 234 nucleotides. The record is from the annotation of a GenBank genome assembly. Lineage: Eukaryota; Metazoa; Nematoda; Chromadorea; Rhabditida; Metastrongylidae.
AUGUUGCGACAUUGCACGGCCACAUUCCAGCUGUGGACGCGCGCCCGUGCCGGCACUGUCAGUGGAACACCGUACUCUGCGGAACGGACGUUCGGCGUCGCCACCAAUCCGUCUGCUGCCGUCGUAGACUCAAACGUCAGCAAAAACGGUGACAGAAAACUCUAUGGAGCAAGAAAAUUGCGCCAGAUUUUUAAAAUUCGUAGACAAGUUUUGUGGACCUACGCAUCCAAUUAA